Molecule: messenger RNA, 4326 nt
Organism: Priapulus caudatus
Lineage: Eukaryota; Metazoa; Priapulida; Priapulimorpha; Priapulimorphida; Priapulidae
Product: low-density lipoprotein receptor-related protein 8-like
Exons: 16
Coding region: 130-2454 (774 amino acids)
Molecular function (GO): protein binding; calcium ion binding
Source: RefSeq, a predicted model, not a curated record
GAAGACUCACUUACUGUAUUGGCAGUGAGCCGUUCAGACGUUCCACCGUUGGCGUAGCUGCGGUUGUUAAUAUUAUUCUCAUAUUCAAACGUUCUACCAUUGAAAACGUUUAAACAACAACAUUUAGUAAUGAUAGGGUUUUGGCGGACGACUUCGUGGCUGAUAAUUGUGUUGUUGGCAAGGAUUCAUGUCGCAAAGAGUGAUGGGCAGUGUGAUGUAUCGGAAUUUAGUUGUACGAAUGGAAAAUGUAUACCCAUCAUGUGGAAGUGUGAUGAUACUGAUGACUGUGGCGAUGGAUCGGACGAAAGCGAUUGCCCCGUGGAGACGUGCUCGGAUGGUGAGUUCACCUGUGAGAGCGGACGCUGCAUCCCGGUGAGCUGGACAUGUGACAAGGAGGACGACUGCGGUGACAACAGUGACGAGGAUGCCGAGCAGUGCAGGAACAAGCAGUGCAAGCCGACGAGGAGUUUGCGUGCACGGCACCGCCCGGCGCCUGCAUCCCCGCGGCGUGGCGCUGCGACGGAUGACGGCGACUGCCCGGACGGCUCCGACGAGGAGGACUGCGUGGGUGAGACAUCGUGCGCGCCGAAUGAGUUCCAGUGCACCAACAAGCGCUGCAUCAGCCAGCGCUGGGUCUGUGACAAGGACGACGACUGCGGCGAUGGCAGCGACGAGGACGAGCAAUGUGCAGCGAUGACCAACUGCACAGACCAGUUCCAGUGCAACGACACGCAGUGCAUCCCGUUGAACUGGCGCUGCGACGGCGACGCUGACUGCAGGGAUGAGACCGACGAAAUUAACUGCCCCACUCCGUCAGUGCCGUCUAAGUGUAGCGAUCGGGAGUUUGCCUGCUUCAACGGAGACUGCAUUCACCGGUCGUGGGUGUGCGACGCGCAGAAAGACUGCCCUGAUGGAUCGGACGAAAUUGACUGUAACAUCACGUGCCGCAUGGACCAGUUCCAAUGCAGGGACCUGGAGUGCAUUCCCGGCGUGUCGCAGUGCAACGGACGCAUCGACUGCAUGGACGGCUCUGACGAGCAGAACUGCCCGACGCAGCCGACGUCGCAGUGCGAUCCGAAGACGCAGUUUGCGUGCGCGGCGACGUGCAUCUCGAUGGAGCUUGUCUGCGACGGCAAGAACGACUGCGGCAACUGGGAGGACGAGCCGUCCGGACCGACGUCGUUCUGCGAUAAUAAUGAGUGUGAUGUCAACAAUGGCGGCUGCGUGCAUCAGUGCAUCGAUACCCGUGCCGGCUUCUUGUGUGAGUGCAACCCCGGAUACAAGCCGUAUCUGAACAACUCGUGCGAAGACGUGGACGAGUGCGUCGAGAUGCCGGGCGCCUGCUCGCACACGUGCGAGAACACGAAGGGCUCGUACAAGUGCCACUGCUUCGACGGCUACCACCUCGACCUGGCGCGCACGGGCUUCUGCAAGGCGGACGGCGCGCGCCCCAAGCUGCUCUUCUCCAACCGCAAGGACAUCCGCGUGCUCGACCUCGCAAACCGCGAGUACCACAACGUCGCGACGCACCUGAACAACGCGAUCGCCGUCGACUACGUGCACGCGACGCAGCAGCUCUACUGGAGCGACGUCAACGAUGAGCACAUCUACGUGAUGAACAUAUGGAAUCUCCGGAGCGCAGGAUCUCAAUGGCAGGAGCGGCCCAACUUUCUCUCCGACAUCCUGACACCCCCCAGUAUGAAGCACCUUCAAGAUCGCCGUGUUCGAUGUAUUGCGUUGCCAACACCUCUACUGGGCGACUGGGAGACGGCUGAGGCGUACACACCGGCGGAACAAGUGUUACGGGUGAGAACGUUCAGAAGGCUCGCUGAUCGGCCUUGCUACAGCGAUGACCUGAAGGUUAACGAGCGCUCGCCGAAGUACACCUGCCACUGUGAGGACGGCGUCGAGCUCCACGCGGACAUGCGAACGUGCCGUGCCGCUACGGCGGCGCCACCACCCGCGAGCACGGCAACACCGUCUUCGUCGUCGCCGCCGCCGACCCCGCAUCCAAACUCCACGCCGAAGACGUCGUCCCCGGCGACGAAAUCGCCUAGCUCCCACGCGCCGAUUAUUGUCGUGCCCGGCAACGCCGGGGGCGUGACUCCUGCGGCGGCAGAGACGUCGUCUUCGUCGGAGGCGGAGGGUUCGACGGUGGGCGCGCCGGAGAAGGGCGACCACACCGGAGGGAUGCCGAGAGGCCAUGUCGCCGCCAUCGCCAGCGCCGCCCUGGUGGGGCUCAUCAUCCUACUGGCCACGGUUGCCUAUCUCAUUCACCGAAACUACGUGAAGAAGAACACGAAGAGCAUGAACUUUGACAACCCCGUGUAUCGGAAAACCACCGAGGAGCAGUUCAGUCUGGAGAAGAACCAGUACCAGCCGGAUAAGCCCUAUAACCCGGAGCAAAAAACGUUAGAACCACUAACAUCACCAGGAACAAACGAUUUCGUUUAACAUCGGAGCACAAAAAUAGGCAACUUAUCUAUCGUAUGGACAUACAGCUCUGACCGUUCAGAACUAAUUGAGGAAGUCAUUGUGCAGAAGUAUUUAUUUAUUGAAGAGAAGAAUUUGAUUACUGCCCUGCUAUUGAACUGCCUAUUCAUCUCCGGAAAUUCAGCGAACUGCAAUAUUUAGUUAUAUUUUUGUACGUUAGGGUUUCUCACCUCUUUUGUAAAUACGUUUUUUGUUGUGUUUAGCAUCGAUUGCCGGUGUGCUGCCCAGCUGAGCGUGUGCUUGUGAUAAAUAGUUGAGCGUCUGUACAGUGACUUCCUCUCCAAGCUUUGAACUGUAAGUCUGUACAGUGAUUUCCUGUGAGAGGGGGGAGGCCGGUGACCCGAGUGAGAAGCGAAUCGGCGCUUCCGAGUGAGUAGUCGCCGUCCGAGGUUCAGCGUGUGAACGAGGAGGAUGGCGCAGGGACGGCGCCGCGCAGUCCCGGACGAGCCGGCGAGACCGCAGAGCAGAUGAUUUCGAUCGGAGCCUCCAUGCUGCGCGAUCGUGGUGUUUGCGGAUGACGGCUGAGGUGAAGACGGUAUCGCACUACGAGUAAGAAGUACCGAAAGACAAAAAGGUGCAGCGGAAGCAGUAGCAGCAGCAGAAGCAGCAACAGUAGCAGCAGCAGCAGCAGCAACAGCAGCAGAUGAUGCUUCUGCAUUAUGACUUCUAGCGUGGCAUUCACACGUUACACGGUCGCGGUAAACCAGCAGCAACCGUGGUGUGUGCAUGUGGGCCACUGUUUAGGAGGUGAAGAUGGCACUAGAAGGCGCAACUAAAAAUGAACGAAGAACGAAUAUCUGAUGGCCUUGUGACGACUUCAAAGUGCAAACUUGCGUCAGCUGCAACACGAUUAUAAUGUUAAUAAUGUUGUACAGGGGCACAUCUUCCACGUACAGCUUUUGAAAUGUGAUGUACAGUUUUGAAUUGUGAUUGUGUUUAUUUAAUGUGAAUAUAUAAUAGGUUUUUGUUAUAACAAUAUUGAUUGCAUCCCUACAUUUUGAAUUACGGUGGCCCAUUUCAUAGGACCUCACUGUGUUCACCUGCUACUACUGAGUUGCCCUUCAUGGUAUUUCACUUCAACUGUUGCAUAGAGGUCCAUGAACAAUGUGAACGAAACACUGAGAAUUUAUGGUUUUAAACACCAGGCCAUUGUUGCACUCUCCCUAGUCCCCCCCACCUAUGAAUGCAUAAUAUGCAUAAUAUAGAUUAUAGAUAUAUUCCUGGUAAAAGUGCAAGCUUUCAAUGAUAACAUUCAUACGUGACAUACGGAAUAAUUUGUGGUGUAAAUGUUGCUGAUUAUGAUAUGGCUAUGUCGUAGCAGUCAGUUCUAGUACCGUGUCAUGUGAUACCACCCGCUCAGUGUAAAAUGUAGUACAGUAUAAAGAUUAUCAGUGUUCGGCCUUUGUUUAUUUGGACCGUUAUCACAAUGGCAAUUCUUAGGUAAUUGCGUGGUGAUUAGCUCUUCUUUGAUUCCUUCACUGUGCGUGCAUGGAAGUUCGCUUGAAUGUGUAAAUAUUAACAUUGUACAACACUGGCUUGUAGCUGUUCAGUAGUGUGUGUGCAGCUUGCGUUUAAAGAAACUACAGUCGCUGCUUAUAUAAACUGCAAUAUCUGUAUAGGUGGCGCUAUUGUUACCUAGUUUGAGCUCGCGAAUUUUGUUCAGUCGUAUUUGUACAUUGCCGUGGUAUUAUCAAUUUAACGGAUUCUGAAUCAGUAAUGUCGUUUUCGCUGUGGGUUAACCGUUCCCAUCCGUGGCAGUGGCAAAACCAGAGGUGUUACAAGCAAUGUCUCAAUUUGCAUAUAUUUGUAUCAUAAAUAAUCUAUAACAAUGAA